This is a messenger RNA of Dracunculus medinensis (Guinea worm), 2013 nucleotides long. The record is from the annotation of a GenBank genome assembly. NCBI's taxonomy places the organism in Eukaryota, Metazoa, Nematoda, Chromadorea, Rhabditida, Dracunculidae.
AUGACAUCUGAACAAAUAUUCGUUUGCAUGAGUUGCUUAUAUCGAUCACCUAUAAGCUCAAAUAUAUUAUAUAUCCUUAUUAUAGAAAUGUUCGAAGUAAGAAUCCAUGAAGAUGCGACACCUGGCUCUAAAAUGACAAUGAACGAGGAACUAGAAAAGCAAGUGAUGAGCUUUCGUGAUUGCUUUGGUCAAGUGGAAACAAAUGUGUCGUGGAUAGAUUUCGAUCCUCAAAAAUAUAUAUUUCAAACUCGAGCCAGUGUAAAGAAAAGUAUUCAUGGCAUUGAUAAAGGAACACUUCAUUUGUUUUGUGCAGCAAACAAAAUUUAUACAUUCAAUUUUCAGAUUCAUAUCACCAGGAAAAACCGGCAUGCACCCAUAUUUUCACGUUUGGCUUACCGUUUUUAUGUUCCAGUGACUUUCGAGCUCCAAACGAGUUUUGGUACUGUAGAAGUAUUCGACCAUGACCCCAUAAUAUAUAAUUCACAGAUACGAAUGUCAGUGAUUGCUAAGCAACAAAAGCCAAUAGCUGAACUUCAUGAAAAUGGUGCCUUAAUAUUACUCAGUGAUCUUUCAAACAGACAGCCGUACUUGCCUAUAGAUCUAAAAUUAAUAGCGAACGAUUUCGGAUCACCUCAGUUAUUCUCCGUAGCAAACCUUACUAUCAUUCCAGUUACCGUAUCAGAAGUAGAUCAAUUAUCGAUAAAUGUGGCCGAUGUUCAGUUUCAAAUAUUCGAAUGGCGAAAACCGAAAUAUGGAGUUGCAAAGGAAUUUAGAUUGGUCGUUAAAAGAAAUGGAAUGAUGAUGUACGAAAAAAGAGUUGAUGGCAAUGCAAAUAUGGAUUUAAGCAAGGUUUUUCAAUUAAUUUUUAAUACCAUUAAUGUUAGGAUAAAAUAUGUGAAAUGUGUGGGCGAAUGCGCUGGUAAUGGAAAACCAAUAUGUUAUCGUGGUGAAUAUCAUACGAUGUAUCAGUAUCGAGACCACGAGGGACUCCACUGCAUUUGCUAUCAAGGAUAUUCAGGAAAUAUGUGCCAAAAUGAAGAGCAAUGUGAACAUGAAACGAGUUUUGAAACAUUCGGUAAAAUUGAGUGGUAUCCAAUCGUCGUCAAUAGAACCGCGCAUGUGCCAUGCCCCUUUGGACAUGAAGGUGAAGUAGUACAACGAAAUUGUAUUUGGGAUAACUUUCUCAAUAAAGCUAUCUGGGAAUCUAUUGGUGGUGAUCAAACUUGUCGUAAACAAAGUUCUCUACUAAUUCAUUUGGGUGUAAUAUCGAAUUAUGCGGAAACUUCGAAAUCCAUAUCAGCAAUCGAAACUAUUCAUCGAUUCAUUAAAUCCCUUCUAAGAUUACCAAUAUUUUUGACAAACGUCACAAGCGUACCAUACGAUACAAGAAUCGCUGAAUAUGUUAUACAAAUUUUAGAUAUGACAUUAUCAUUGGAUAUUGAUAAAACAACGGGAAAUAUUACUGAUAUACAGAACAAAAUAUCAUCGCUUAUAAUGGAUUUCUCAAAAACUUUACCUUGUCCUUAUACGCUGACAUCCUCAGAUCAAGGAAUAGUAAUGAAAUAUAUGGAUUGGAUUGGCAAUUCCGAAACUUUCCCAUUACUCCUUUCUAAUAUGUGCGCCAUAAAACUGCCUAUUUCAUUGAAAUCUACGCGGAUCCGUAUUAUUUGCAUGAAAAAUUUCUUCUUAAAUCCUAUUUUACAUAAAGAAAAUCCAGUUUUAUCAAUUGAACUUGACGAUGAAAUUUCACAUGGAUUUAUCCGAAUCGAACUGCGACCUUAUACAAGUGCAAUUAACUUUACCUGUGUAAGCUUUCACCCUAAAGAUAAUGGCACCACUUCUGAACGGUUUCACCUUCUUUAUAUUUUUUCAGAAAAUGUAUGGACAACAUCAGGUGUCCAGCUAAUUUCUUCAAACUUCAAUGGAAUGGUUGUUUGCAAAGUUGAUCACUUAAGUUUAUUUUCUUUACUUCCUGUAAGGCUGAUUUUAAAAUUUACUGAAAUAAUAUAUUAA